Molecule: messenger RNA, 3954 nt
Organism: Owenia fusiformis
Lineage: Eukaryota; Metazoa; Annelida; Polychaeta; Sabellida; Oweniidae
Source: the annotation of a GenBank genome assembly
CGAUAUGUGACUUAUGAUUGGGUCGUUAGAUUACAAUAUGUGGAAGUCGAGUUGAUGAUGUUCACCACACUAUCGAAGCUACGACCGUACAGAAAUUGUUACAAUACCGAGAAAAUAAUUUCCAUUACAGAUAAUAGGCAUUGAGGCAUAUACACUAUAUUUAUGUGUUCAAUAUAUCACAGUUACAGUGCAUUCGGACAGAGACAUAGACAUAUUCAUGUUGUUUUCGAUUCCGAUUGAAUUGUUCAACGAAAUAAAGAAUAAAAAAUCGCCACUUAAAUAACAAUCAAGAUGUCAUUGACUCUUAGCAUAAACUCCGACAUAAAAAUGGUAAUUGUUAUAAUGCGAAUACAUCCUAUUCAGAAAGAUAUUCAGGAUAACUAAAGCUGUUUCCGCAUUGUGUGAAAUUGUUUUAAAACAUCGAUCACAAACACACAGCAAAAUGUUCAAUGUGUCUUUCAACGAUGCGGACUUAGAGUCCGAUGGAUCGGCUGCUGAGACGUACGUCGUGAUGGGGAUGUUGAUCUUCUUGUCGGUUGUAGGGACAUCUGGGAACAUUAUUGUCAUCCGGGUGUUUUCUACUGGAAAAGACCACUUGACAUCAGUCUUCUUCAUAUUGGUUCUUGCCGUCACUGACCUAUUUACAUGCGUUGUCAUUAUGCCAUUUACUGUAUACAUGGAAUAUGUGAAAUACAAUACUGAUUCUGACUUUAUCUGUAAGUUUUACCAUAUGGUGAUCACAUCCAACAUUCCGUUUUCUGCAUUCAUCAUGGCUGCUAUAUCUGUCGAUCGCUAUCUGUGCAUCUGUCAGCCUUUUACGAAGUACAUGACGACAUUCAAAGCUAAAGUAGUGACUGGAUGUCUUGCAGUAUUGUCACUGGCCCUCAGUAUUAUUCCCGUCUUGAGUGAAAGCGUUUACCACUUAGAGUAUGCAAACACUACGGACAACAAACCUCACAAAACGCCGUAUAAUGGUUCCCUACAUGACCAUACUUCACCAACCACUGAGUCGUUUCUGACAAGCACAGGAAAAGUACGUAAUAGCUCUCAUGUGGGUCAAAGAAAAUUGGUAUUAAAUAACGUAGGUCAUUGUAAUGUUACAUCUCUUAUUGUACCGACAGAUGUUAGAAUAGCCUAUAGAAAACUAUAUACAGCUAUAUUUCUUGCUUCCGUAUUAGUUGUCCUUAUUAUGUAUAUUAUGAUUUACGUUUUCAUUGUCCGGCGACGAAGCCGAUAUAGUGCGAACCGUCCUAGCACUUUGGAAAGCACCUCGUAUGGAAAACGUAAGGGUUCUAAAGCAACGGUUGACACUACAACUAAGAAUGGUGACGAUAUAACCGCGGAAAAUGAACAAGAACAAAAAUUGAUUGACUCUAAAAUUAGUAGUACACAUGCGAGUCCAGAUGAUCAAUCCAAAAAAUUAAGUGGAAAUAGAAAUACAAGCCCUGGCAAAGGCACCGGUGAGGUACUUAAAGAAAAAACAUAUAAACCACAUUUAUCAAAUGGGAGGCAUGUGUCUAUUGCAUUACCGAUGGUAGUGAACAACACCGUUUCUCAUCAAUUUAGUGUGGAAGAUGAUAGACCAACAGUUUGUAUAUCAUGUAUGCCAAUGGACAGACAUACGCGAGCCAACAUUAAACUGGCUAUUAUGUUAUUUGUUGUUGUAGUUGUAUUCCUUAUCUUCUACAUCCCCGCUUUUAUGAUGAGCCUUUUCAUUAUAGAUAUUAAUAAGGUCGUGUUUUACAUGUAUUUUGCUCAUAAUGUGGCAAAUCCUAUCAUUUAUGCUUACAUGAACACUAACUUCCGAGAUGAAGCUAGACGUCUAUUUGCAUCGCGUUGUCAAAACAGUCGCCAACAAAGGUUUUAGGAAUGAGAAUGUUGUUUUCACUCUUAAUGCUUGACAAAAACAAAGGCAUGGUAUGAUGAUCGUGCUCAUCAAGACUAUUUUCGUGAAGACAAAGCUAUCAUGUAACAUUGCGAUUACGAUUGACAGGGUUUCUCAAACUUUCACUUUGGAUUUCGAGGAGGAAUUCGAAUUGUUCUAUGACCAAAUUCGCCCAAACUUGUUUAGGCAUGAACAGGCUUGCACGGACAGUUUCGUGUGUCUUGGCGUGUCCUUUCUUGCCUAAGCAUGAUUUGCCAAUACACAUACGUAUACUCAGGUAUGAUCAACCUUCGCCAUGAUAGUUAAUUCGGAAUGACAACGCUCAGAGGUAUGACCGAUCUUUCAUUCGUUGUUAUUACAUGAUUAAGUUUGACAAUUUCGCCCAGUAUGUUUGUCAAAAACCUUGGCCUAAAGGGGAAUUAUUUUAAAUAUGUCGAACUAGUCGCUAAAUUUGUCAAAGCAUCGUGGAACAUUCCAGCGCAAGUUUUACUGUUUGAAGACCUUUUCAUGAAAGUUAUUAAUUCAUGAUCAAAGAUGUACCCUACUUAGAACUUUUUCAUAUUCGCAAAAUUGCAGACAGAUCCAUUGAAGGGGAAAGAUUGUGAAAACAGAAAUGUAAAUCAUACCAAUGAGGUUUCGAUAGGUCGUAACUCACACAGAUAUGAUUAAGAAUGGCACUGAGAUUAUAAUUAGCCAUGCAUUACCGUUGAAUUAUGAUAUUUUAAUUGAGAAACAUUGCAAUGAAUUCAUUCAUUUAUUUCCAAAGGUUGUCAUUGAGAUGCCUAUCAUCAAAAAUAUCGUAAUUGUAAUUACCCUCUGGAGUAUUUUGUCUAAAAACAAGGUCGUUUUGGAAGAAAGGAUUUGUGAUCGUUUAAACUAACACUUUGCUUGGGUAUUAAAGAAGAUAUCAUAUAUGAUAUAUUAAUGUCAAUCAUAUACUGCAUUAUCAUUUUAGAUUAAGAGGAACAUUAAGCUAAUUGGAUAUAGUGCAACAAAUAUAAUAGUUAUACAUACCACCUACGUGGUAGAAUGUUACAUUGCUACGGACAUGCUUAAUUAACCGUAAGCAAAAAAACUAUGCUGUUAGUUGCAGAUGUACAACAAAGCUACUUUCAAUGAUUAUAAAUGAUGUAUUAUAAGUAUCAUUAGCUCUUGAAGUACUUGGACAGAAUAUGGUAUACGAUAUGAGCAUGCAAGUAGCAUUCGAGUGGUUGUACCUUAGAUUAUUCAUCUUAUUUAUCUACAUCUUUAUAAUGGGGUUAAAUCAAGAUAUGCAUGGAUGCACAUCCAAGGUCUUUUCUAGAAUGCUGUAGUAUUUAGCUGAUUGGCCUUGCGUUGAAAUGUCGUAAAUCAAAACUGCUCAUUUCUAAAGAGACUGGCAUUUGUCAUACUCUUAAGUGUGCAUUUGUUUAAGUGGGAUUAGUGGGGACUCUUCAGACCAAACGUUCCGGGGCACUUAUUAGAUAAUAAAGGUUAAUAUGACUAUUGAACAAUGCCCAGGAAUAUAAGCCGGGAGAUUUCUACUUAACAAAUACACACUUGGAUCACACUUAAUUGGAGUAAAUGUUGAUACUUUUUAGUCAAGUAAUAAAAAUGGGGAAUGUUCAUUACGAACUUGGUAGGGGCGGAUAUGAUGUGAAAUCCGUGUGACAAGAAUUCCGCCCACGUAGAAUAUUGUACACGGCCAGUUAAGUGUGUUUGAAUAUUUUUGACGAUAUUUCCAUAUAUUGUAUCAUUGUUCGUGAUGUACAUGUACUGCAAGACGUAUAUAAAUACCAUUAUUCUGUGUUGUUGACGUAUAUCUACACACACAUACCCAUCUGUCUUAUUGUAUUAUUCUCGGUGGUAUACAUAUACUGUAACUCAUAUAUUUUUAUUUUCAUUGUCGAGGAAGCAUACAUGUACUUACACACACGAUAUUCUGUCACCGUUGAUGACAUGAUGACGUACAUGGACUACCAUAUGCAGUAUGUCAUUGUUGGUAAUGUAUAGGUACUGACAUACAUACAAUUGUUCCAUUGUUUUUAUGACAAACAUACGUCCCAAGUCAUAUUCUGUCACUGUUGAUG